Messenger RNA from Triticum turgidum subsp. durum (durum wheat), 1779 nucleotides. Lineage: Eukaryota; Viridiplantae; Streptophyta; Magnoliopsida; Poales; Poaceae. The record is from the annotation of a GenBank genome assembly.
AUGGAUCAGUACGAGGUGCUGGAGCAGAUUGGGAAGGGCUCCUUUGGCUCUGCGCUCCUGGUGAGGCACAAGGUUGAGAAGAAGAGGUACGUCCUGAAGAAGAUCCGGCUCGCCCGUCAGACCGUCAGGUGCCGUCGAUCCGCGCACCAAGAGAUGGAGCUCAUCGCAAAAGUAAGGAGCCCUUACAUUGUGGAGUACAAAGAUUCUUGGGUGGAGAAGGGGUGCUAUGUGUGCAUCGUGAUCGGUUACUGCGAGGGAGGGGACAUGCUAGAGGCCAUUAAGAAGGCUAACGGCAACCAUUUCUCGGAGGAGUGUUCAAAUAUAUUUCUUACAAAGGACCAAAAUAUACGGAUCGGUGAUUUUGGGCUGGCCAAAGUAUUGACUUCUGACGAUUUAGCUUCGUCAGUUGUAGGAACUCCCAGUUACAUGUGCCCUGAACUUCUUGCCGACAUUCCAUAUGGCUCCAAGUCCGACAUAUGGUCGCUAGGCAAGUAUUCCUAUCUGAUAUUCAGUUACAUGUCUUGCUCCGAUCGUCGCAAUGUUCUCUUGGCUAAACAUGUGCAAUUUUCAGGAUGCUGCAUCUAUGAGAUGACUGCGCUGAAGCAUGCAUUCAAAGCAUUUGAUAUGCAGACACUGAUAAACAAGAUUAACAAGUCUGUUGUCGCCCCUCUACCGACUAUAUAUUCUGGUGCAUUUAGGGGACUCAUCAAAAGCAUGCUGCGCAGAAAUCCAGAUCACAGACCGAGUGCUGCAGAUCUGCUAAACCAUCCGCAUCUUCAGCCCUAUGUGUUGGAAAUCCAAUCGAAAUCAAGUCUGGCUCCCAAUAUGUUCCCAGCUAUACUUCCUAACAAACAUGAAAAAAACAAGACUGCGUGUUCUGAUGAUGAAGACAAUUGCAAACCCCAAUAUGUUAAGAGUCAUUCAUUUAAAAUACAUAGGAUUGUGGAACUUGACAAUGCCACCGCUAACCAUGGCCCUCCUCAGUCUACCAGAACAGCAAAAGAUUGUUCAAAACCGCUUCAUCAAGAGAUGGUUCAGUUACCAGUCCAGGUCACCAAGGAAGUUGUCAAAGAAGCGAUGCAUGAUAAACAUUCAAAAGAAACAAGAUCACCGGCACGCACUCCACGAAGGGCGUCCUCGACUCCUAGGAGACGGCUAGAACCUGCAAAAACAUUUCAUGCUAGAACAGCUCACAAAGAGGAGCAGCAGCAGCCUUCCCCAUCAAGGUCUUCAGAAGACCAGACAAUACAAGCUACACGGCGAGCAUCACUUUCCCCACACAUGUUCAAAGCUCCUGAGAAGAAGCGACUCGUCGACAUUCUUACCAGAUUGAAGUCUCCUGAUGUAUCAGUUAACGCACCUCGAAUCGACAGAAUUGCUGAAUUCCCACUGGCAUCGUCUGAAGAUCCAUUGUAUCCCAUCAUGAAGCUCUUGCCACCAUCUAUCACUGACAAAUCAAUCACCAAGGACAAAUGCACUUUCCAAGUGCUCCGAGGGGACGGUGAAAGCCACACCAACACUCGUGAUCUGAACCUGCUCAGUAUCGACAAUAAUCAACUCGGAAGUUCGUCUGAUUGGAGGCAGAAGAGGUUCGACACGACAUCCUACCGGCAGCGAGCUGAGGCUCUAGAGGGCUUGCUUGAGUUCAGUGCCCAGUUGCUCCAACAAGAGAGAUUUCAGGAGCUGGGGAUCUUGCUAAAGCCUUUUGGACCUGGGAAGGCGUCUCCAAGAGAGACAGCCAUAUGGUUGUCAAAGAGCUUCAAAGAAACGGGAUUAUAA